AGAGGACAGUCCAAACGCACACGGUGCUAAGGAAAGAUGAAACGCUUAUUUGCGACGCUAGCACCUAUCUGUCUCUUAAUUUGUACCUGGCCAACUUCUUCGAUUGCCGCCAGUCUCACUUGUGAGGAACAAUUGCAACAAUUAGGCGCAAACUAUGCUACACUCAAGGAUAUUGUGGAAACCAAAAAUGCUCUACUUGAGGCAAAGGUGGCUGAACUACUAACAAAAAUGUCUCUACUGGAAACGCAAAUGGAACAGAAAGAUGGAGAAUACACAAAUCCUAGAGGAAAGAAUUGUUAAUUUGGAACGUACCCAGCACGGACGGACCGGCGGAAAUUUACCCGUCAAUAAUGGUGCAGUUGCCCGUCAGUCAUCUGGAAGAAGCGGCAUCCCAAGAACGUGUCUAGAAGCUCACCUUAUUGAUCCAUCACUUUCUUCCGGUAAGUACUGGAUCGAUCCGGACGGCCAAGGGGUUGGUGAUGCUCCGAUAUAUGUUUACUGCGAUAUGACAUCAGGAACAACAUCAGUUUUACACGACAGCGAAGGGCCAAGGGAUGUGGGCCACUGCGCUGAACCUGGAUGCUAUUCCAGGGCAGUUAACUAUAAUGCAAGCAGCAGACAAAUGGCAGCUUUAGCUGAGCUUUCUGCUGAAUGUCAUCAGUCUAUUCAAUACGACUGCAACUAUGCGCCUUUCGAGUUGAAUGGCGUUUCGUAUGCGUGGUGGAACAACAAAGAUGGGAACUCCGAAUACUUCUGGGCAGGCAGCGACGACAGCGUGCACACCUGUCAAUGCGGCAUCGAUGGCAACUGUGUUGAGGCUUCGCUAAAAUGCAACUGUGAUUCCGCAGCGCCCAUUCCGCUGACUGAUACAGGGGUAAUUACAAGGAAAGACAUUCUGCCCAUCAGCCGACUAAAUUUUGGUCGAACCCAACUACAAAGUUCCUCCGGUGUCCACACGCUUGGUCCAUUUGAAUGCUCGGGACAAACGGCCAUAGCCGGGAUGCCUUCCUCGUGUGAAGAUUUGUGGAGGGUUGGCCACAGCUUGAGCGGAUUAUAUUCGGUCAUCGGAAAUGCAAUGGUGGAAAGCGUUUACUGCGACUUUACGAAAUUGCCUAAUGAUGCAGGUUUCCAAAAGUGGAUUGGAUUUGUAGAUGUCAAGUCAUCCCCCACUUAUUUCUAUGUUCAAUUAGGCACACAUUACGAUCAAAGUUUUACUCCAAUUCCAUUCAACGUUCAAAGACUUAACAUUGGAGGAGCAAUGAACUUACAAUCGGGCAAAUUCACAGCACCUCGAACGGGGAUAUACUCCUUCAUCUUCUCCGGCCUGGUUACUUUUUCGUCUACUGACCACCAGUCUUUACGUUGUGAAUUUUUUAAGAAUGGCAAUCGUUUGCAUUUUUGCUACGCUGACCACCCUGGUCAAUCAAUCCUGGGACCACCAGAACAUGAAUCGUUAAUCUUACAAUCCACACUACCUUUGCAAUUAGGAGAUCAAAUCUGGGUGCAGAUUGACUACCGGGGAUCCGGGGUUUACUUGGAGAGUGCCAAUUACACAUACUUCAGUGGUUUGCUUCUGGAAGAGGACAUAUCAAUAUCGCUUAAUGGUAUUUAGACCACUACAGGAAGGGCUCUAAAUCAGAUAUCAAUACAUUUUUGAAGAUUUUAA
Molecule: messenger RNA, 1666 nt
Organism: Daphnia magna
Lineage: Eukaryota; Metazoa; Arthropoda; Branchiopoda; Diplostraca; Daphniidae
Exons: 7
Coding region: 263-1612 (449 amino acids)
Molecular function (GO): extracellular matrix structural constituent; protein binding
Source: RefSeq, a predicted model, not a curated record